AUGGCUGCUACAGAGGCUGCGGACACUCAGCUGAUGCUCGGAGUCGGGCUCAUCGAAAAGGACACAAAUGGAGAAGUUCUGUGGGUAUGGUGUUACCCUUCCACCACAGCUACUUUAAGGAAUCUGCUGCUGAGAAAAUGCUGCCUUACAGAUGAAAACAAACUGCUCCAUCCCUUUGUCUUUGGUCAGUACAGAAGAGCAUGGUUUUAUAUCACAACAGUUGAAGUUCCAGAUUCUUCCAUUUUGAAAAAGGUGACUCAUUUUUCUAUUGUUCUGACCGCCAAAGAUUUUAAUCCAGAGAAAUAUGCCGCCUUCACUAGGAUAUUGUGUAGAAUGUACCUGAAGCACGGGAGCCCAGUUAAGAUGAUGGAGAGCUACAUCGCAGUUCUCACGAAGGGGAUAUGCCAGAGUGAGGAAAAUGGCUCUUUCCUUAGUAAGGACUUUGAUGCCCGAAAGGCAUACCUUGCAGGUUCCAUCAAAGACAUUGUAUCUCAGUUUGGAAUGGAAACUGUUAUCUUACACACAGCACUGAUGCUAAAGAAAAGAAUUGUCGUCUAUCACCCCAAAAUAGAAGCUGUCCAGGAGUUUACCAGGACUCUGCCUGCCCUGGUAUGGCAUCGACAGGACUGGACAAUACUUCACUCCUACGUGCACCUGGAUGCCGAUGAACUGGAAGCCCUACAGAUGUGCCCAGGUUACAUCGCUGGAUUUGUGGACUUGGAGGUGAGCAACAGAUCAGACCUGUACGAUGUGUUUGUGAAUCUGGCAGACAGUGAGAUCACCAUUGCCCCCCUCGCAAAAGAGGCCAUGACAAUGGGCAAACUGCAUAAAGAAAUUGGUCAGUUAAUUGUCCAGUCGGCAGAAGAUCCAGAGAAGUCAGACAGCCAAGUUAUACAGGAUAUCUCCCUAAAAACAAAAGAAAUCUUCACCAACCUGGCUCCAUUCUCAGAAGUUUCGGAUGAUGGAGAAAAGCGAGUGCUCAAUUAUGAGGCACUAAAGCAAAGACGGUUUCCGCCAGCCACAGAAAACUUCCUCUACCAUCUAGCUGCCGCGGAGCAAAUGCUGAAAAUCUGA
Molecule: messenger RNA, 1074 nt
Organism: Rangifer tarandus platyrhynchus (Svalbard reindeer)
Lineage: Eukaryota; Metazoa; Chordata; Mammalia; Artiodactyla; Cervidae
Source: the annotation of a GenBank genome assembly